Molecule: messenger RNA, 8341 nt
Organism: Protopterus annectens (West African lungfish)
Lineage: Eukaryota; Metazoa; Chordata; Ceratodontiformes; Protopteridae
Gene: MCC
Product: MCC regulator of WNT signaling pathway
Exons: 17
Coding region: 299-2593 (764 amino acids)
Source: RefSeq, a predicted model, not a curated record
CAGUGGCUGACAGUUCAGAAGUGCGUAGUUUUUGCUUUAGACUAAAUCAGACUUUCUACAUUUUGGAAUAUGCGACUGUUUCUUUCUCUUCCAGCUGUGCAUACUUUAAAGGUUCUGGAGAAGUGGAAAUAAUUACAGGAAGAGUAAAGGUUGCCUUUUGUAGAAGUUGCAUCUUGCAGCCCUGGCGUCACUGAAGGGAGACGUAGUGGAUCUAAAUAAAAGACUACAGCAGACAGAGCGAGAAAGAGAUCUCCUAGAAAAGAAGUUGGCAAAGGCGCAGUGUGAGCAGUCUCACCUGAUGAGAGAACACGAAGAUAUCCAGGAGCGGACAACACUGAGGUAUGAGGAACGUAUCACAGAGCUCCACAGCAUUAUAGCAGAAUUAAACAAGAAGAUCGAUCGGCUCCAGGGGACAACAAUAAGAGAGGAAGAUGAGUAUUCAGAACUGCGAUCGGAGCUCAGUCAAAGCCAGCCAGAGGCCAAUGAAGAUUCACACAGUGUGGAGCAGGACCAGAAUUCCGUCUCGGUGCCGGAGAAUCAGUCCACCAUGGUUACAGCAGACAUGGAUAACUGUAGUGACCUGAACUCAGAGCUGCAGCGAGUAUUGACAGGAUUGGAGAAUGUCGUGUGUGGCAGAAAGAAGAGCAGCUGUAGUUUAUCCGUAGCCGAGGUGGAUCGGCAUAUCGAACAACUUACUACCACCAGUGAACACUGUGACCUGGCAAUCAAGACAGUAGAAGAGAUUGAAGGUGUACUGGGACGAGAUUUUUACCCUAACCUGGCUGAAGAGAGAUGUAGAUGGGAAAAGGAGCUGGCAGGCCUAAGGGAAGAGAAUGAAAGCUUAACAGCCAUGUUAUGCAGCAAGGAGGAGGAAUUAAACAGAACAAAGGCGGCAAUGAAUGCAAUCCGGGAAGAAAGAGACAGACUACGGAGAAGGGUGCGGGAAUUACAGACACGAUUGCAAAGUAUCCAGGCAACAGGUCCAUCAAGCCCAAGUCGCCUAACUCCAGCCAGCCGUCCCGUCAAUCCCAGCACAGGAGAACUGAGUACAAGCAGUAGCAGCAAUGACAUUCCUAUUGCGAAGGUUGCCGAACGAGUAAAACUCUCCAAGACAAGGUCAGAGUCAUCGUCAUCUGAUCGGCCUGUCCUGGGAUCUGAAAUCAGCAGCAUUGGGGUGUCCAGCAGUGUUGCGGAGCAUCUGGCUCAUUCCUUACAAGACUGUUCAAACAUACAAGAAAUCUUCCAGACUCUCUACUCUCAUGGGUCAGCAAUAUCAGAAAGCAAAAUUCGGGAAUUUGAGGUGGAAACAGAAAGGCUCAAUAGUCGAAUUGAGCAUUUGAAGUCCCAGAAUGACCUACUUACAAUCACACUUGAAGAGUGCAAGAACAAUGCUGAGCGAAUGAGCAUGCUGGUUGGGAAAUAUGAGUCCAAUGCCACCGCACUGAAACUUGCACUGCAGUACAGUGAACAGUGCAUAGAAGCCUAUGAGUUACUGCUUGCCCUGGCGGAAAGUGAACAGUCUCUUAUUCUUGGGCAGUUCCGAGCUGCAGGUGUUGGAUCUGUUGGUGAUCAGACAGGAGAUGAGAAUAUCACCCAAAUGCUUAAGAGAGCUCAUGACUGCAGGAAGACCGCAGAAAAUGCAGCAAAGGCACUACUCAUGAAGCUGGAUGGCAGCUGUGGGGGUGUGUAUGCAGUAGCAGGGUGCAGUGUUCAGCCAUGGGAGAGCUUGUCCUCAAACAGUCAUACAAGUACCACCAGUUCAACUGCCAGCAGCUGUGACACGGAAUUUACCAAGGAAGAUGAGCAGAGGUUGAAAGACUACAUCCAGCAGUUGAAAAAUGACAGAGCAGCAGUGAAACUGACCAUGUUAGAGCUUGAAAGCAUACACAUUGAUCCCCUUAGUUACGAUGUCAAGCCGCGAGGAGACAGCCAAAGACUAGACUUGGAAAAUGCCGUCCUUAUGCAAGAACUCAUGGCGAUGAAGGAGGAGAUGGCUGAGCUGAAGGCCCAACUCUACCUGUUAGAGAAAGAGAAGAAGGCACUGGAGCUGAAGCUGAGCACAAGGGAAGCUCAGGAACAAGCCUACCUGGUCCACAUCGAGCACCUGAAGUCUGAGGUAGAGGAUCAAAAGGAGCAAAGAAUGCGUUCCCUCAGCUCGACUAGCAGCAGUGGCAAAGACAAACAGAGUAAGGACAGUGGUGAUGGAGGAACACCGUCUGUAUCAAUAGCUGACAUAAGAACCUAUACUGACAGUGAACUAGCAGUGGAACUAACAAAUGCACUACGAAGAGAGAAGAAGCUAAAGGCCAGAGCACAGGAUCUAGUUACUGCUUUAGAAAGACUUACAAAAAGCACUGAGGUCCGUCACCAGCAGUCAGCUGAAUUUGUUAAUGACCUUAAAAGAGCAAACAGCAAUCUUGUAGCAGCAUAUGAGAAAGCCAAAAAAAAGCACCAAAACAAACUAAAAAAGCUGGAGUCACAGAUGAUGGCUAUGGUGGAGAGACACGAGACACAAGUGAGAAUGCUCAAACAACGGAUAGCAUUACUUGAAGAGGAAAAUUCCAGGCCACACACCAAUGAGACCUCCCUUUAGUUGGCAGCAGUGACAUGAAAGUUGCACCUGUAACUUGUUAAGAGGGAACAGUGAAUGCACUCUGACCAUGGGAUGGUAGAGUGCCCUGCACCUUAGAAGAUAGUGCCAGGACUGGUCACUGGGUGUAGAACAUCAUUCAGAAGAAGCCUGUUAAUGCUGUGAUGACUGGUACAGUAGCCAGUGGCUGACAGUGGCUUAAGUUUACUGUCUCUGUCUGUACAUUAGCCUCUAAGCAAGGAAUUUGGGCAUUCACGCAGAGCAACGUAUGCAUCUAAAAUAGCUCCACAGGGAGCUUGUCUGACUUUUACAGUCUUGUGAGGCACAGGAGUAUUACUUUAUAGUUGUGGAAUGCUGUGUAUAUCACUCCAUGCAACAUUGCUGCCUUACUGUACUUUUAAAUGGCAUGGAGUGAAUGCCCUUUGUAGGGGUUCCUUUUUGGAUUGUUCAGUGAGACAGUUCUUCAGUCCAGCAACAUACUGUGCAAUCAUAAAAAAUGAUGCACUCAUGAGAUGUUAUAGACAGACUGCUAUCCUUAAGAUCUUAAUGGGGAGGGAAAGUGUAAAGAUGACAUGUAAUAUUGAAAAACUGCACCUUUGAGUUUUAUCUGUAUCAUACUUAAGUAACUUUGUAUUGCAAAAUGUUUUUUUUCCUUUUCUGUAUAGUAGCACCAUUUUUGGAAUUCCAUUUUUACACAUACCUUUUUCUUACAAGUAUACAGGGGUUCCUACUAUUUGACUGAAAGCUCAUUUGAGUGAAUUCCGAAUGUUCAAAUACGUUUGAAAAAUAUUUAUCAUUUGACUGAAUCACGAUUGAUAGAAAAGAGUGGACAUGUACAGGUGAUAUGUGAUCGUGUAAUUUAUGAUCAUAGGAGUUAAGCUCAGAAAAGUAUUGUGGCUUGGCAGUGACCACUGUCAUGUUGCACCUCAUAUCUGAGGAUGUUUGCAUUUGCGUACCAGUACCGAUUCACUGUGUGUAGUAUGUGUUUUUGUUUUCUUUUCUGCAUGGCUGGGAUGUGUCUCAUGUAAAAACAUUUUUUAUGUUGAUAUGUGUUACGGAGAAUGUUUUCUCUCAGUUGUGAUUCAGUGAAACAAAUUUUCUCUCAUUUAUGUUGGUGGUGCAGAGUUCAGUCAAAUGAGCUAUUGAUCAAAUGACAUUCAUAUACAAGCACCUUUUUCAAUACUUUGCAUAGAGGUACAGUGGUAUCAGCCUGCAAUAUAUACUACAUAAGGUAUUUUGGAAACAAGUGCAAAUACCCUUCUCUCAAGAUGUGCUUUUGUUACUUUUGAACUGCUUUAGGUUAAGUGUUAGACAAACAGAAACAUUUCUAAGAUUUAUUAACCAUCAUAGGGUGUACAUACCUGAUUGGUAGCCAAGUUAUGCUUCACUUACAUUAAAAGAACAGAAACUAGGCAUUGUGGCCCUUUACAUAUCUGCCAUUACAGAAUACCAUUUGAAUAAUGCCCAUCUAUAGAGGUGAGGGUCCAGUUGUGAAAGUCUGGUUUGCAUGUUAUGACUAGCAUUGUAGAGUGGACUGUGACCGCUAGAUAAGAUUUCUUUAGGAGUAAGUCACUGUGAAGGGUAUAAGUUCAAUUCUAGCACCUUUUACCUUGUAUACUCAUUCGUGAAAGUAUUGUGCAUCUUCUUGGGGCUUGUUUCAGUACUUUUAGAAUCAAGACUAGAUUAUGGUGGUGUCCCUUUAUAAAUUAAGUUGCAUUUUGAUUGCACAGUUCAGUGAUAAUUAGCUUUAUUCCAUACACUGUGACCACUUUUCAAAUCUAAAGAUUUGGUAAAGCAGACCACAUGUUCAAAUUUAAACUGUAGGGUGUUUACCAAUCACUUUGAGCAUUGUUUACUCCACAGCAUAUAUGCUAUUAUGCAGAACCACCAGAACUAUUUAAAGUAAAGAACAAUAUAUUUCCUAUUUUAUUAAGAGUUUUGUAAGAAAAAAUGAAGUAAUAGAAAGUAACAGUUUGGAAAGGCUGUACUAUCCAAUACCAUUACUCAGAAUUACCAGGACAGCCCAAUGAAAGACCAUCGUGUACUAUCCAAUACCAUUACUCAGAAUUACCAAGACAGUCCAAUGAAAGACCAUCUUGUACUAUCCAGUACCAUUACUCAGAAUUACCAGGACAGCCCAAUGAAAGACCAUCUUGUACUAUCCAGUACCAUUACUCAGAAUUACCAGGACAGCCCAAUGAAAGACCAUCUUGGAAGCACUAGUAUUAGUUUGUCUUGUACAUGGUAUGUAGGUGACAUAUUUUGAUUCUGUAUACUUACUCACAUGAUAAUAAUUAAAGGUGCAAGGGCCCCUACAAACAUUCUUUAGUUGUAAGGUGUUGUGCCCAUCCAUUAAGUAAACCACAAAUAGUUGGCUAAACUGGGCCUUGUUCUCAUAGAUAGCACAGAUAAUGUAAAAGAUGGAUUUUCUCUCUCUCUCCCUCCUUCCCUAUAGUUUUACUCUUGAGAAUACACUUCCUUAUGGAUUUUCUGCAGCUCAGGGGCUGUGAAAUCUUCAUAACUGUAUGCAUUUUCUAACAUUUUUUUCUGGAAAUACAUGAACAAGAUGGUUAUGGAUUUUGUUUUAGCAGAGAAUGUGCUAGUACAGAUGGUCAGAAGUAUAUAUUACGUAUUUCCGAUACCUGGAAUUCUUGAAGCCAGCUUUCUGAGACUAAAAUUUAUGAACUGUAUCUAAAAUAACAUGUCAGUAGCCCCCACCCCACGUGCACACUAUGCAGAGGACUUUGUCUCACUUCAGCCCCUUUCUGCAUAUUUUUCAAUCACUACAUCUCAGCAGUAAAAUGCCCAGAUGUUUUAAAAUAUUUAUAUUUAAUCAUUUGGAGUUCUAAGACUAAGACCCAAGUUUUUUUUCCUGUUUACGAAGAUCCUAUCAUUUCAAAAUUUAUUGUCUGGUAACUCUGUUGUCUGUGUAGGACCAUUUCACUAUGGGCAAGUGUGAUCAGGUCAGCACAUCGGUCCCAUGAUUAAGUCCUUUAUCCAGAACUUGAGCAGAUGAUGUUUUCUUGAUGGCCAAGUUUAAGCAGUACCUUGUACAGUAGCUUACCAGUGGUUAGCAUGCAAACUUAACCAAGUUAUCUCUCAAGCUGUAUGGCCUUAUCAAGCCAACAGAAGUGUUCUUAAAAAGAUAUUUGAGGUAAUUUCAGUCAGCAUUUCAGAAAUUCAGAAUACCUGGUAGCAGAGAACUGCAUAUAAUGGUAGGUUAACUAACAGAACCUGCUGCUAAAAACAGCUACUUUCUCAUAGUUUUAACAGUGUAAAUGUACUGGUAAUUUUAUCUUUAAAGCUUUGAUUACACAUUGCAGAAGACUGUUUGCUUUAUUGAUAUCUAUCUCCUCAGACUUUUUUUGCUAAAGUAGAGCUUUGCUGGGUGUACUGAACUGACAAAAACUCCCAUCACUAUCGGGAUCCCCUAUCUUUUCACAGGUACAAUGGAACAUUUGUCCUCUGUGUCAGGAUGACAGAGUGCAAAUGUUUGAACAGUACCAUGUAACAUUGUGCCUUUCCCAUUGUCAUAGAACUCUGAGUACUGCAGUCCCUGCCUUAGUUGCUGCCAAUCACCAGUCCCAGGAUGUUGCACAUACUGCAGUUUGACUGCAGGCCCUGUUUCUGUCUGUGUCCCUAAAAUUCACUGAAUUUCCUUCACUAAUAAUUGGUAGGCUGAAAUCAAUCUAAAAAUUUGAGAGCAAGACUCUCAAUCCCCUACACACCUCUGAAGCCAUCAUUCCUUAAAGUAGCAAGCAUACAGCUAAGGAAUGCCAAAUUACCAUUAAAACAUUGUCCUUUCAUUUGCAUCUUCCUGUUAGCUAAAAUUUGGCAGACCACAGUUUGUCUGCUGAAUUCAGCCAAGUCUCACAGCCUACUUAUGCGUAGUCAGGUGACUGGUUUCCAUUGUUCUGUUUACUGAGAACAACGUUGUCAUGUCUCUCUCUCAGCCAUGCUUAGCUCUCAGCUAUUGCAUUGGUGUGAUUUCCAAGUAUGUGUUAGUCACUGCCCAUUUCACUGAUGACUUUGGUGGUAGUUUCACCAGCCAUGCAUGUGUCUCUGCCCUGUGCCAUACAGCAGACUACUGUUAUUUCAGGUACUUUGUAGAUGCCCUGAUUGAGGAGAAAUUUCACUACACACAACAUGCAAUCCUAGAGGAGAUGCAGGAAAAGGAUGGCAUUCAUGUAUGCAUCACUAUUAUCAAAGACUGGGUGUGGAUUUGGUGGUUUUAUCACUUUUUUAUUCAGACCUCUGGUAUUUACUGUAUAACCAUUAGGUUUGUCACAGUAAGCAGUGACUUAUGCUGUGACUUUUUUAGCAGUGACAUCAUAGACUCUUUAGAAAUUCUGGAGUUUUUCUCUUUCAUUUGUCUUAAAUGAUCAUGGACACUGCAGGAUAUGACUACUACUUAAACAUUGCAGGGUAAACAAAAUGCACCGUGUCCCAGAAUUCUCCCUUUGUGACAGCACAAACUCAGUGACUCCCUGCUUAUUGGCUGUCAUGAUAUGCUGCAGGUCCUCAACUGUAUGGUUUCACUGCCCUAAUUACAGCGCAAAUUUGUAAAAUCAUUCUGCCUAUUGUAAUUGCAUUACAGUGAAAAUGUUGUACAAUGCUUAUAACUGAAACAAAAAGGAUGUAAAUACUAGGCAUUCAGGUUUAGAACAUGACUGGGGUAUGAUGAGAAUUGUUUGAAGUAGACAUUAGUGCUACAUGUCUCUGGAGUCUUGUUAGAGCUAGGAAGACGGAUCUGCAAGCAUUUUUUUUUUGAUACCAAUAAAGGAGACAACCACAAAGUGAAAACAUUCUUAGAUUCAGUUUAUUUGCCUUGCUCCAGUAAGUAGCUUGGCAGAACAUUACAGAAAUCAUAGACGUAAAUGCUUAAUUUAAAGCAAAGCCUGUAAUGAAUACCUGGAUGGACUAUAAAUCCUUAACUACAGAAUUUUGGAGAUGAAAUGAGUCAAAAAGUCAUGUUCCAAGAAGACCUGCUUUCACUCCAGCCAUUAAAAGGUACAGGUAAAACAGACUGAAACCAGAAAUAUAGAAUCCAGAUGUCUUUCCAGCUAACAGUACUCAUACUAAUUUUUAAAAAAACAAAUACAAAUGAAAGAGGCACAUCUCACCAACAGUAAAAUUGGCAUUUAAAAAUUCCCUCCCCAUUCUUUGGUACAGCACAUUAGGUUGAAGAAACUUAACCAGUUGUCUCAGUAGUAAAGAAAUUACUGUUAUGGAAACAAGUUCUGAGAAGACCUUUGAAAGUAUUUUUUUUUUUUUGCAUUAUUAUGCACGCUUCAGAAAUACCUCUUAUUGCUAUCAUCUACUUGGUGUAAGCAUUUGGUACUUAGGGUGGACAAUUUCUUUUAAAUUGGUGGGAGUAAAAUAUUAAGAAAUGUCAUCUCAGUGCAAUAGCAGUAAACGCAAAGACAUUGGAACACAGAUGUGAUAUAAUACCUUUUAUUGGACCAACAUAAGUUUUACAUUUACCCAAGCUUUCGAGCUGGAAGAGCCUUUCGUCAGGAGUUCAAGGGCUUAUGCUAUCUCAAAAGCAUUGCAAAAAACCUAUGUUGAUCCAAUAAAAGGUAUGACAUGAUGUCUGUGUUCCAGUGCCUUUGUGCUUGAAGCCAAUGGGCACCAUGUUUUAAACAAGAAACAUCAUUAUUAAAUUAUCACUAAUGACAUAAGCAGUCAUGCAUUUACAUAAAUGAAAAACUAUAUUGACAUAAUUUUAGUUGCAAAUAUUACACAUUUAUA